Fundulus heteroclitus (mummichog) is the source of this 3523-nucleotide messenger RNA. RefSeq names its product FIG4 phosphoinositide 5-phosphatase a (gene fig4a). The record is from RefSeq and is a predicted model, not a curated record. The transcript has 21 exons. Gene Ontology annotation, molecular function: phosphatidylinositol-3,5-bisphosphate 5-phosphatase activity. Gene Ontology annotation, cellular component: intracellular membrane-bounded organelle. The coding region runs from base 311 to 2728 and encodes 805 amino acids. Lineage: Eukaryota; Metazoa; Chordata; Actinopteri; Cyprinodontiformes; Fundulidae. Gene Ontology annotation, biological process: phosphatidylinositol dephosphorylation.
CUGACAAAUGGCUUGUGACAGACAGUCACGUGACUAAAAGGCACUAAUUUAGCAUCUUUCUGGUUCCUGACCACUCAAUUUUGAAUGGAAAUGUGUAUUAAAAGAGCUUUCUAAAACAUUUAAAACUGUAGUUUUAACAAAAAUGAGAAUAAUUAUCGAUCGAAGCGAGUGUUGUUCUUUGGAGCUAGCGGGCUAACUUCUUGGUGAGGUAUGUUAGCCAGUUCGGUAGUUUUCAUUCAGAUUGCUAAGAAGAGCUGAUUCUUGUAUUCUUUCGUCUGCACUUCCACCUUUUGAGAUCAAACGGCUAAAAAUGCCUCAAACAGCGGCUAUCAUCAGUGGGAUCCAGAGGAUGGUUUUGUACGAAACAAGAGCAAGGUUAUUCUUGGUUGGCAGCAACCACGCAGAGACCAAACACAGAGUCCUAAAGAUUGACCGCACAGAACCAAAGGAUCUGGUGAUAAUUGAUGAUAAGCAUGUGUAUAAUCAGCACGAGGUGCGGGAGCUACUGGGCCGCCUGGACUUGGGCAACCGCACCAAAAUGGGCCAAAAGGGCUCCUCCGGUUUGUCCAGGGCGGUCUUGGCUUACGGCAUUGUAGGACCCGCCGGUUUUAAAUGCUGUCUGACUUUGUUUUAUUUUUUUUUUUUGUGUGCCACAGUGGUUUAUGGCCUCCGGAACGAGCCGUACUACAAGUACGUGUGGAACGGCAAGCUGUUUGAGAGGGUCAAGGACAUUGUGCAUCCUGACUGGCUCAUGUACAUAAUCCAUGGCUUUUGUGGUCAGUCCAAACUACUGAUCUACGGCCGACCGGUUCACAUCACCCUGAUUGCCAGGCGCUCCAGCAAAUUCGCCGGGACCCGCUUCUUGAAAAGAGGUGCCAACUGCGAGGGGGACGUAGCUAACGAGGUAGAGACCGAGCAGAUCGUCCACGAUGCCUCGAUUAUGUCUUUCACAGCAGGAAGCUACUCGUCGUACGUCCAGGUGCGAGGUUCCGUGCCACUCUACUGGUCUCAGGACAUUUCCACCAUGAUGCCAAAGCCACCCAUAAGAUUGGACCAAGCAGAUCCAUACGCUAAUAUAGCUGCCCUGCAUUUCGACCAAAUGCUGCAGCGGUUUGGCUCACCCAUCAUCAUCCUCAACUUGGUUAAGAAACGUGAAAAGAGGAAACAUGAAAAGAUUCUCAGUGAAGAGCUCUACCCAGCUGUGAUCAAUCUCAAUCAGUUCCUCCCUCCUGACCACCGCAUUGACUACAUCGCCUGGGACAUGGCCCGCUAUACCAAGAGCAAAUUAUGCAACGUUUUGGACCGCUUGAGCAUGAUAGCAGAGAAUGUGGUGAAGCGAACAGGUUUCUUCAUCAAUCGCUCUGACUUCUACUGCCACACCCUCAGACCGGACGACAGGUGGAGAGAUGUGGGUGGAUCCGUUACAUCCACUGGACGACUACAGACGGGUGUGUUGAGGACCAACUGCGUGGAUUGUUUGGACCGUACCAAUACAGCCCAGUUUAUGGUGGGGAAAUGUGCGCUGGCUUAUCAACUGUAUGCACUAGGAAUGAUUGAUAAACCCAAGCUACAGUUUGAUACUGACUGUGUCAGGUUAUUCGAGGAGCUGUAUGAGGACCAUGGAGACACUUUAUCUCUGCAGUAUGGAGGCUCUCAACUGGUCCACAGGGUGAAAACCUACCGCAAGAUUGCACCGUGGACGCAGCACUCCAAAGAUAUCAUGCAGACAUUAUCACGGUAUUACAGCAACGCCUUCUCAGAUGCAGACAGACAAGAUGCCAUCAACUUGUUCCUCCAAGUUUACCAGCCGUCGGACGGUAAGCCACAUUUGUGGGAGCUUCCGACUGACUUUUACCUUCACCAGAAGAGCACCAUGGCCCUUCAACACAACAGACGCAGCUACACAUUUUGGUGGUCAGAGGGAGUCCUGUCCUACUUACCUGUACCAUAUGAUGAAGUCGCCUGCGAAGAGACGAUGAAGACCGUCAAAGUGAAGAGGAUGAACCAGUUUGAUGAAAGUGUUGACAUCUACACAGAGUUCUUUAAACCUUACGAGCUCACCUCCUUCGAUGAAACUUUCUGCAUUAGCAAGACUAACUCGGCGAGGGAACUAAUGCCUAAAACGUUGGGAGUGGAUCCAAGUCCAUUCACUGUUCGCAAGCCAGAGGAAACCGGGAAAUCAGUGCUGGGCAAGAGCAGCAAGGAGGAGACCGUUCUCCAAAGGAAGACUGCAGCCAGUGCACCUCCUCCCCCCAGUGAGGAGGCCAUCUCCAGUACGUCUGAGGACGACUCGGAGGAGGACCGGGACGACGAAGGGCCCGUUUCACAGCGCUCUACCCCGAUCAAGCUGCUGACAGAGUCUGGAGAGAGCAGUCGCACACAGGAGGAGAUCCAGCCGCAGCAAGUGAUGAAGGAGCCUUAUGGUCAUAAUCUUGCUGAGUGUCCUGCAGAGGAAGAUUUGCUCAUUUAUGAAAGGUUUGCACAUCUUGGUGAAAACCAGCACACGGUGGAGAAAACGGAGCGCAUAAACCUGGCGAACAUCAUUUCCUUAGAACCGGUUUCCCGCUUCAAGGACGACAGCAUCUACGCCGUCUCUCUUCCUCAGGUGGACAGAAGAAGCCACGAAAUGUUCGACAGCCAUGUGAUGACGGGUCAGGGCCAGGUGAGGGCGCUGUGCAGGGAGGACAUGAUGAUGUACAGGGAGUACGUGAAGAACAGAUACAUGUGAAACGCAGAAAACCUGGAACUGAAUCGCUAUAAAGGCAAAAAAAAAAAUUAUACUUGAAACAGAGUUUUUUGCUUGUGAUUCCAGUUAGACCGAAUAUAAUUUGUAUAGAUUUCUCCUGCUAAUGUUAGUGAAUGUGAUGAUGUACAGAAGACCCAUAUGCAGCUGAGUUUGGACUUAAAAAUAAAAUCAAAAAAGCCUUUUUUUAAUAUAUUGUCUGUUUUAAUAAGUUUUCAACUAUUUUUUAUUUGCGUAAACCGGCCUUACAAGACUACUAUUAUGGUGUUUUUUAUUUGAUUUUUACAUUAUUUUAGUUGUAAUCAUGCCAUAUUUUACAUAGUAGUUGCAAGUUAAGAAAAUUGCAAAUCAGUUGUGCAAAUUGGUGUAAAUAAUUUUGAUUCUUGUAUGUUUGAUGCUUAUAGAGUGUAUAGCCUCCCCAACAUGAUUGUAAUUUUGCCUAAUGUGUGCCUAACGUUGCAAGGAGCAGCCAGAAGCCUCGGCAUCGAGGUGUUUCUUAAAAAGAAAGCUUUAUUUGGAGCCGAUUUCUCAUCUCAGACAUAUUUUUUAUCUUUUUUCUUUUUGCAUAUUUUUAUCAUUCCAAAAUUAUGUCUGUUUAUUUUGUAAAUACAAACUGUUACUGUUAACGUUUUUAAAAUUUUAUGUUCUGAGCUUAAUUUGUUAUUCAUCAUAAGUCAUUUUGACCCACAAGUUAUAAAACCACCAUAGUUUACAGUGUUGUGUGUUUCUUUUUGAAUUAUCAUAAGAUAUGUGGUAAUAAAUUAAACACAUUUAUAAAAA